AUGUACCGGCGUCACCGGAUUCGGAUUAAGGAAAUUCUCAAGGCUGACGCCACAGCGUGCGUGGAUCAGACGAUUACGGUAGCCGGGUGGGCCCGAACGGUUCGCAAACAAGGAGCCAAGCUCAUGUUUGUGGAACUCAACGAUGGAUCGGUUGGGACAUCUCUGCAGUGUGUACUGCACGAACCCACCUGUGAAGGAUUUGACGGUUGCAAAACCAACGGUGGAACCGGUGCUUCGUUUCAAUUUGUCGGGAAGGUGGUACAGAGUCAAGGCGAAGGUCAAUUGGUGGAGUUGCAAGUUUCCAGUGCCAAACUUUUAGGUGCGGUGUAUGCCGGCAACAUUGAAGGCACGGAAAUUGGCGGCAUGCUGUACCCGAUGCCGAAGAAAGACUUGACUCUCGAACACAUGCGCGAACAGGCCCAUUUGCGCCCGCGAGGUGCCAUUCAUGCGGCAGCCAUGCGCAUCCGCCACUGCAUGGCGUACGCCACACACAACUUCUUCCACAAUCACGGGUUUUUGUACAUUCAUACGCCGAUUGUCACCGGAGCCGAUUGCGAAGGUGCAGGCGAACAGUUCGGAAUUACGACACUGCUGGGCAGCGACCAUCACCAAAAGGACAUUGCUCUUCCGGUGGAUCCGAACAAGCCCAUUGAAGAGACGGUCAUUGGCGCCGUUGACUACAGCACCGAUUUUUUCGGACAACGCGUGAAUCUGACGGUGUCGGGUCAACUCAACGUCGAAACGCACGCAUGUGCUCUCUCGGAUGUCUACACCUUUGGCCCCACAUUUCGCGCUGAAAACUCUUUUACGUCGCGUCAUCUUUCUGAGUUUUGGAUGAUUGAACCUGAAAUUGCGUUCGCCGAUCUUACCGACGAUAUCAACCUCGCCGAAGACUACCUCAAAUAUUGCGUGGAGUAUGCUUUAGAAAAUUGCGCCGACGAUUUGGAAUUUUUCGAGAAUAACCCGUAUGGAGAAAUGGGACUCCGUGACCGUCUUCGCAACGUGAUUGCCAAUCCGUUCAAGCGCCUCACGUACACUGAGGCAAUUGAGAUUCUCCAAAAUGCCGUCGCGGAAGGCCACAAGUUCGAGGAAACACCAGUGUGGGGUAUGGAUCUACCCUCAGAGCACGAACGUUUCAUCUGCGAAAAAGUUUUUCAGCAACCUGUGGUCUUGACGGAUUACCCCAAAGACAUUAAAGCUUUUUACAUGAAACUCAAUGAUGACGGCAAAACUGUUGCAGCCGCGGAUGUGCUGGUCCCUAAAAUUGGUGAAAUUAUUGGAGGCUCGCAGCGAGAACAUCGUAUGGAUGUUUUGAAACAACGAUGCCUAGAAAUGAACUUGGACCCUCGCUCUGUCUGGUGGUACCUGGAUCUUCGCCGGUACGGAACCGUCCCUCAUGCUGGUUUUGGGCUUGGGUUUGAACGCUUGAUUUUAUUCAUAACAGGUCUCUCGAAUAUCCGGGACGUCAUACCGUUCCCACGAUGGGCUGGAAAUUCAAAGUUUUAA
Molecule: messenger RNA, 1506 nt
Organism: Phaeodactylum tricornutum CCAP 1055/1
Lineage: Eukaryota; Bacillariophyta; Bacillariophyceae; Surirellales; Neidiaceae
Exons: 3
Coding region: 1-1506 (501 amino acids)
Biological process (GO): asparaginyl-tRNA aminoacylation
Cellular component (GO): mitochondrion
Molecular function (GO): ATP binding; nucleic acid binding; asparagine-tRNA ligase activity
Source: RefSeq, a predicted model, not a curated record